Messenger RNA from Lolium rigidum, 716 nucleotides. RefSeq lists its product as uncharacterized. The coding region runs from base 1 to 669 and encodes 222 amino acids. The transcript is spliced from 6 exons. Lineage: Eukaryota; Viridiplantae; Streptophyta; Magnoliopsida; Poales; Poaceae. The record is from RefSeq and is a predicted model, not a curated record.
AUGGCCACCGGCGGUGACAAGUGCGGCGGGGAUCCGGAGGUCCGCGACGACCUGUACGCGGUGAUGGGGCUCAAUGAGGAGUGCUCCGAUGCCGACCUCAAGGUCGCGUACAGGAAGCUCGCCAUGAAAUGGCAUCCGGACAAAUGCUCGUCCUCCAGCAGCACCAAGCAAAUGGAGGAAGCCAAGGAGAAGUUCCAGCAGAUGCAGGGUGCCUAUUCCGUCCUCUCCGAUGCCAACAAGCGGCUCCUCUAUGAUGUGGAGAUGUGCGAACAAGACCAGGGUGAAGACUACGGGAUGGGAGACUUCCUUGAUGAGAUGGCUCAGAUGAUGAGCCAGACGCCACCAGCGCCUUUGGAUUUGCUGAGGCAGAAGAACUUUGAGGAGCUGCAGCAGCUGUUUGUGAACAUGUUCGAGCCUGAUAUUGACUCGAGAGUCUCCAACGAACCUGCCAAGGGAAAUCAUGACCUGGUCAGAGGACAAACUCCACCAUCUCCACCACCUUCGUUAGCUACCAAGGCAGAAGAGCCAUCAUGUAAAGGCAUUAACAAGCGUGGAUCAUCAGAAAUGGGUACUAGGAAGCCUCCAAGGUUUGGUGAUGCGGGAGCGAGUCACAGCCAGCCUGAGUUUUGUUCUAGGAUGAGUGACACCAAGCAAGCACCAAAGGAGUGAGGUGGGGACACCAAUAUGAGAAGGAACGACCAGAAGCAGAAGAUGAC